Molecule: messenger RNA, 1676 nt
Organism: Hypanus sabinus (Atlantic stingray)
Lineage: Eukaryota; Metazoa; Chordata; Chondrichthyes; Myliobatiformes; Dasyatidae
Gene: cdc42
Product: cell division cycle 42
Exons: 6
Coding region: 190-768 (192 amino acids)
Biological process (GO): small GTPase-mediated signal transduction
Molecular function (GO): GTP binding; GTPase activity
Source: RefSeq, a predicted model, not a curated record
ACAGGCUGGGGGUACGGGACUAGCGGUGGUUCCUAUCGCCGUUGUGGGCCCCUCGUCCCGCUGUCUGAACUGUGGUAUCGGGGAUGGUGAGCUGAAGGCUCGGCUUAGGGGCAUGAGGCGAGCGAUGGAAGCAGAUACAGCAAUAUUUUCAAUAUAAUAAAAGUGGAGACUUGAAAGUGACCUACAGCUAUGCAGACUAUUAAAUGUGUUGUAGUUGGUGAUGGUGCUGUUGGUAAAACAUGUCUCUUAAUCUCUUACACAACAAACAAAUUUCCAUCAGAAUAUGUUCCUACGGUAUUUGAUAACUAUGCUGUGACGGUUAUGAUUGGAGGUGAACCAUAUACCUUAGGACUGUUUGACACUGCAGGUCAGGAAGAUUAUGACCGAUUACGACCACUGAGUUAUCCACAGACCGAUGUUUUCCUCGUGUGCUUUUCUGUUGUGUCACCAUCAUCAUUUGAAAACGUUAAAGAAAAGUGGGUACCUGAGAUAACUCAUCAUUGUCCAAAGACUCCAUUCUUGCUGGUUGGGACUCAAAUUGAUCUAAGGGAUGAUUCCUCGACCAUUGAAAAACUCGCAAAGAACAAACAGAAGCCCAUCAUCCUGGAUAAUGCUGAAAAGUUGGCCAAGGACCUGAAAGCAGUGAAAUAUGUGGAGUGUUCUGCCUUGACACAAAAAGGACUAAAGAAUGUAUUUGACGAAGCAAUAUUGGCAGCCCUGGAGCCACCAGAACCUAAGAAGAAACGGCGUCCCUGUUCACUGUUAUGAGCAGUGUCUGCAGGCUGACAUUGAAGCAUUUGUUUUUUUAAAAAAAAAAUUAAAUCAUCCUGCAAUAACACCCUGCACACAACCAGGAGGGCGAUGAUGGGAGGAAUAGAAUAGCCAAUGGUAAAUUUGUCCCCCCUUCUAAUGUAACAUUUAAGUAGACAUAAUGAAUUUCCUGUUCAAUUUAUUUUCCACUGGAUAUUUGUCCAUAACUAGAUUUUAAUCUGCUGUUAAAAUUCUUUGCCACAGGCACAAAACUUGCACAGUAUUGCUUCUGUUUAAUGAACUAAUGGCUUUUUGUAAGAUAUUGCCACACUCCCAAAUGCUACAUCCAUCAACCUAGCAUCUCUGGUUCACAUUGUAUCACAAUCUAAAUUUAGUCUUGUCACGUGGCUUUAAGAAUUGCAAUUGGAUCCCUUAAUGGGGACUGUUUUUGGCUAAAUUCUGAUAUUUGCCACUUGCAAUAAGUUCUGUUACUGUUUUCCAUUAGUAAUCUAAUUUUUAAAAGGCCUAAACUACAUCAAUGACACUUCAAGGAAGGGUAUGAAAAUGUAACAGAUGCUGAUGUUGGCACACGAAAUUCUGAGCACCAGCUGGGUAUUGGAUCUGAAGGUGAUGUUGGUCAAUGAUUGGGCUGUUAAGAUGCUCAUUAUGGGUUUCAAGAUGCUGAUGAUGGUUUAUUGCACUUGGGAGUGAUGUAGGAGAUACUUAUACACGUGCAGACUGGAUUCCUGUGGGGAAUGCUAAGGAUCUCGUAGAGUUCAGUGUUAAAAUCUGACCAAAAUUUUGAUUUACCAUUUUUGAAUUGUGUUUCAUUAUCCUGGUAACUUUGGUUUAUAAUGAGCUUUUAUUUCAUGUUGAGUUCUUUGUAUAUGCUUUUUCAAAAUAUUAAACUUGUACCUUUAAUUGUC